Messenger RNA from Gigantopelta aegis, 4137 nucleotides. RefSeq names its product histone chaperone asf1b-B-like. The transcript is spliced from 4 exons. The record is from RefSeq and is a predicted model, not a curated record. The coding region runs from base 75 to 800 and encodes 241 amino acids. NCBI's taxonomy places the organism in Eukaryota, Metazoa, Mollusca, Gastropoda, Neomphalida, Peltospiridae. Gene Ontology annotation, molecular function: histone binding. Gene Ontology annotation, biological process: DNA replication-dependent chromatin assembly. Gene Ontology annotation, cellular component: nucleus.
AAUAAAAUUGUAUUGUUAUUAUUUCUAUUUUGGGGAAAGAAAAAAAAAGUUGUAUUCUUAUAAUAAUAAUAAUAAUGUCAAGAGUAAAUAUUUUAAAUGUUAGGGUUUUAGACAACCCUUCUCCCUUUCUUAAUCCAUUUCAAUUUGAAAUUACUUUUGAGUGUUUGGAUGAUCUUCCAGAGGAUUUGGAAUGGAAGAUAAUAUAUGUUGGUUCAGCAGAAAGCAUGCAGCAUGACCAACUACUUGAUUCCGUUCUUGUAGGCCCCAUUCCAGCAGGAAGUCACAUGUUUGUUUUUCAGGCUUCACCACCAGAUAUUGCCAAAAUUCCUCUAGCUGACGUUGUCGGAGUCACUGUGGUGUUACUGACUUGUUCGUAUCUCAAUCAGGAAUUCAUACGAGUUGGCUACUAUGUCAGCAACACUUACGAUGAUUUGGAGUUGCAGGAAAAUCCUCCAAAUACGCCAUUGUUUGAAAAGUUGCAAAGAAACAUUUUGGCAAACGAUGUCAGAGUAACCAAAUUCCGAAUAGAUUGGAAUGACACAAAGUCUGUUGAAAACGGAAGCGCUGACGAUAUUAAGGAAAAUGGGAAGUCUGAAGUUAUUGCGAAUGGUGAAAACGUGCCGCCCCUUGAGAACACAGAAUCCACCUCCAACCAACUGCCGGUUGUCAACCACGUAGCUGCGUUUAAAGACUGUGAAAGCAACAGCGUUGGUGGUGGGAUGAUCACGGAUUACCAAAUGAAGACAGAGACUAAAACGGAUGUUAAGACGGAGGUUCAAGAAGACGUCAUGGAAACAUAAUGCUUUGUAACAAACUUAGGAAACAUCCAAGUGCAGCUCUGUACUCUUCAAACGGUAGCACCGAAGCUUUGCAGCAUUCAAAAUUCAGGGUACAAAAUAAUGACACAAUUGUGUAGUGGUUACACAACUUAAAUUCAACACAAUGCCAACAAGAUGUUUAUUUACAAUAAAUUUUGGUGUCAUUAACAAAACUUAAAAAACCAAAUAUAGUGCCAUGACUAACCAGCUUAGUUUGGGUCAUUCUAACAUCAUGAACAAAUUAUUUAAGGCUUAUUUUGUACAUAAUUUUACAUGUUUCAAAAUUGGAUUGGAAACAGAAAUUGCCAGAAAAGAAAAUUGAAAGCCAAAGAAACAUUGUCAAUGAAACUAAUUGAAAUGUCACUUUAACACAAUAAUUGAACACAAUCUUUCACUCUAUAUCGGUAUGAUAAUUAUUUUAAAAUUUUAGUCAGUUGAUGAAAAAGCUGACCAUAUUUAAAAUUUAGAAAUGUGCUUACAAGUUAAAGUGACCUUCCUUGGUUGGAAUUUAAAACCAUCUAUUUAAAAUGUUAUCUGUACAAAGUGUUUUUAUUGUGUAAUUGAUAAUAAUGUUUAUAGCAUAUAUCUCUUCUACAGUAGCAAAAACAUUUGUAUUGUGCCAAUCAUUAAUUGAAAGUUACAUUGUGUAUUAGUGAUUUAUUUACACCCAAUGACUUUUCUCUGGGUUUUUUUUUUCUUUCUGUUUUUAAAACCAAAACAUAUAUUUUGGUAGCAUACAUUUUUUUAAGAACCCUAAAUAAUUUAUUUAUUUUGAUGAAAACAUGUCAGAAAAUAUGAAUCAUUAAAAAAAAUUAUGCUGGUUAAAAUAUAUAAUUUAAUCAGUAUAUCACCUUUUAUUUCAUUGAAAUAAUCCUUAGUGUUUGUAUGACCAGAGAGUGCAAAGCCUGUUAAGUGUACAAUAUUUAAGUCCCUGUUUAUGAAAAAUCAACUGUUUUACACUACAAAUUAUGAUGACAGGAAGUGAGUUGAAUAAGUGGACUUGUUGAAGGCAGGUUCGCAUGGCUGUUAACCUGAUAACCAAUAAAUAUUGCAUAUAUAUAUUUGCGUGUGUGUGUGUGUGUGUAUAUAUAUAUAUAUAGAUAGAUAUAUAUUUAAUUAGCCCCAAUAAUACUUUAUUCAAAUAACUACUUGGUCAUAUCUGAGUUUUUGUCAAUAUUUAUAUAUAUAUUUAUAUAUAUAUUUAAAUAAUUCCAGACUUCAGUAGUUCUUCAUCGUUUUAUUGCUACAGCUCUGUUUCGUAUGGUCAAAUAAUGACCACACUUAUUUAUAUAUAUAUUUAUAUAUUUAUAACUAUAUAACUGAAUUAUAGCUAAGUAGCCAAAAAUAGGAAAAACAGCAUCUUUCAUUUUUAGCAAUAAAUGUUAGAUGUUUAAAAUGUGAAUGAAUGAAUGAAUGUUUAACGACACCCCAGCACGAAAAAUACAUCGGCUAUUGGGUGUCAAACUAUGGUAAUGCAAACUAAUAGUGAUGAUCAACAUCAAUAUAAAAAUUCAAGAUUUAAAUAAAAACGGUGUAAAGAACUGCAAAAAUACAAAUAUCACUGAUAGAUACUGACUUUUACUCAAGGUAAACAAGGGGGUUUGUGCUGUAUUGGCCAUUCUCAAAGCAAAUGUUACACACCUGCACUACGGUGAGGUUACAGCACGCGUAGGGGGUUUAAAAUGUGAGGAAAUUGGUUUAUAAUGGUAUGUUAGCUGAAAAUGAAUAUAUAAUAUACACUACACAUACUGUAUAUGUCAUGUCACAUAAUCCAUACCAUUUUAUUUCCCUGACAUGUUUCAACUGAUGGAUCAAAUCCCCUGGGUGGACCCAUUUGGGGUUUUUUAACAGCCAUGUGAUCCUGCCUUUAAAUACAAGAUUGUUUCUUGCUGUUUUGUUGACUGAUUUUAUUUGUAAUGUGCUGAGCAUGAUGCACAAUUUUGUCUUUCCUGUGAUAAUAAAGGGAAAAUGAUUAGUUUUUCCCUUGAAAUUUGUCACGGCAUGGUAGUCUAAACACCUUUGAGCCAUUUUCAAAAAAACAAAAAUUGAAAUAAGAAUUAGUGUACCGGUACUUGUUUUAAUAAAUUAUUGUCAAAAUAUAUUACAGCAAUAUUUUAUUAAUUAAUAAUAAAUAUUUUGAGUUUAAUAAAGGCAGUUUUAGAAUUAAUUAUUGAAAAAGGUUUGUUUAAUCUCAGGGCAGCAUGGCACUGAUUACGGCAAGAUGGUGCUAGACUACUGAGGCAUGGUGCCGCACCAUGCUAAAACAAGCUAGGGAAAACAGUAGACAGUGAUGUAAAUAUUUAGAAUUUAGCUGUUUCUCAGAAACUUAAAAUGUUACCUCAUAAUAAACUUAAUACUGAUACUCAUCAGGCCCCUGGAUUUCACGGAAAUUAUUGUUUCGGAAAAAAACAUGGAACUGAAAGUGUGUAUUCUUUUUUCGUUAUUGUGAUUAUUUCAAAUGGGUUUUGGUGUUUACUGGAGACGGAAUUGAAAAAGUGUUUGCCAUAAAUUUGAAAUCCCCAAGAACCUGCUCAUGUAUAAAGUAGCAUUACUCCUAUCCACAUCCUUGUGUUAGGAUUAUUAUAUACGUGGUAACAUAUUAUGUAUAAAGUAGCAUCACUCCUAUCAACAUCCUUGUGUCAGGAUUAUUAUACAUUUUACGUAUUAUGCAUAAAGUGGCAUCACUCCUAUCAACAUCCUUGUGUUAGGAUUAUUAUACAUUUUACGUAUUAUGCAUAAAGUGGCAUCACUCCUAUCAACAUCCUUGUGUUAGGAUUAUUAUACAUUUUACGUAUUAUGCAUAAAGUGGCAUCACUCCUAUCAACAUCCUUGUGUUAGGAUUAUUAUACAUUUUACGUAUUAUGCAUAAAGUGGCAUCACUCCUAUCAACAUCCUUGUGUUAGGAUUAUUAUACAUUUUACGUAUUAUGCAUAAAGUGGCAUCACUCCCAUCAACAUCCUUGUGUUAGGAUUAUUAUACAUGUUUACGUGUAGUUCGGUUUCUAUGAAACUAAAACCUUAGCCAAAUAUCAUACACAUAUUAAACAUAAGGGAAUAUCACGUUUGUACCUAUUCAAAUGUUAAGUCAUACAAUUCAUACCUGACCACCCCCACCCCCCCACCCCCACCCCCCAAAAAAAAUGUGGUGCACUUGUUAAGUUAUAUAUAAUAUUACCAUGCAUAACUUUAGUUCCUGACCAUCUUUACUCACACUUUUCACACAUUUAAUUCAUAUUUUGUAUUACAUGUUACUGUUAGUGUUUAACAUGUUACUGUUAGUGUUUAACAUGAUUUGCAAAUAAAUAUACUUGUGCUUCUUU